GGGGUCCAGAUCCUGUUCUGCCAGGAGUCGCUGGAGGGCGGAGACGUCCACGCGAUCGUGGAGCUGGCCAACGCGGACGGCAGGGGCAGCGCCUCCCUGUCCCUGCAGCAGGCGGAGGUGCUGGCCGCGCUCGGCGACAGGGUGACGCGGCUGCUGAUGCGCCUGCAGGAGGCGCUCGCGCCGCGCUGGAAGGCCAGGCAG
Messenger RNA from Prorocentrum cordatum, 201 nucleotides. NCBI's taxonomy places the organism in Eukaryota, Dinophyceae, Prorocentrales, Prorocentraceae. The record is from the annotation of a GenBank genome assembly.